AUCUGAUACUAGGUCGGGAUCCAUCAAGUGGACGAUAGAAUAUUGGAAGUUUGGAACAGUACUCCGUUCUGAGGUUAAAAUGUGGAACUGACUUCGGAGCUGUUCUUUGUGUCUGAUUCGGGGCAAUACUUAGCAGUUAGCACGUGUUUAUUGUAUGAUGCUCGUUCUCAGGUCUGCAGAGGGGUAGAAGUAGAACUCGAGAUUGACAACAAAGAAAGCAGUAAUCGGUUUGCUUUUUGAUGCUGCUAAUUCAAUCUCACCUGAAACCCUCCUUUCGCUCGAAUUCUGUUGGCCAUGGCUCCUCCGGCACAAUUUCAGAGAUCUACGUCUUCUUCUCAGCCAUCAGGAAAAGGAGAAGUCUCCGAUCUGAAGAUGCAACUCCGGCAGCUCGCCGGCAGUCGUGCACAGGGCACCGAUGAUUCAAAGAGAGAGCUGUUCAAGAAGGCUAUUUCGUUCAUGACGGUUGGCAUCGAUGUAUCCUCUUUGUUUAGCGAGAUGGUGAUGUGUUCAGCCACAUCGGACAUUGUUCUGAAGAAGAUGUGUUAUCUCUACGUUGGGAAUUAUGCUAAAGGGAAUCCGGACCUGUCGCUUCUCACUAUCAAUUUCCUUCAGAAGGAUUGCCGUGACGAGGAUCCGAUGAUUAGAGGGCUUGCAUUGAGGAGUCUCUGUUCUCUGCGAGUAGCAAAUUUAGUGGAGUACCUCGUGGGACCGUUGGGAUCGGGUUUGAAGGACAACAACUGUUAUGUAAGAACCGUUGCUGCUAUUGGAGUUUUGAAGCUGUAUCAUAUAUCACCAUCAACUUGUGUCGAUGCUGACUUCCCCUCAGUGCUUAAAACUCUUAUGCUUAAAGACCCUGAUGCUCAGGUAGUUGCAAAUUGUUUAUCUGCCUUGCAAGAGAUUUGGAGCUUGGAGGCAGGUACAUCUGAGGAAGCAUCUAGGGAAAGAGAAGCAUUUCUUAGCAAGCCAGUAAUCUAUUACUUUCUAAAUCGGAUAAAGGAAUUCAGUGAAUGGGCACAGUGUAUAGUACUUGACUUGGUGGCUAAGUACAUACCUUCGGACAACAAUGAGAUAUUUGACAUCAUGAAUCUCCUUGAGGAUAGACUUCAACAUGCAAAUGGUGCUGUUGUCUUGGCAACAAUCAAGGUGUUUCUGCAUCUUACCUUGUCCAUGACUGAUGUUCAUCAGCAGGUAUAUGAGCGCAUCAAAGCCCCUCUACUAACCCUAGUGAGCUCAGGAAGUCAAGAACAAUCUUAUGCUGUAUUAAGCCACCUGCAUCUGUUGGUGAUGCGUGCACCAAUGCUGUUUUCUUCAGAUUACAAACACUUCUAUUGCCAGUACAAUGAACCAUCAUAUGUUAAGAAACUGAAGCUUGAAAUGUUGACUGCAGUGGCAAAUGAGAGCAACACAUACGAAAUUGUGACGGAAUUAUGUGAAUAUGCUGCAAAUGUUGAUGUGCCUAUUGCAAGAGAGUCAAUUCGAGCUGUAGGGAAAAUAGCACUUCAGCAGUAUGAUAUAAAUGCAAUUGUUGACAGACUUCUUCAGUUUCUGGAGAUGGAAAAGGACUAUGUCACUGCUGAAACACUGGUGCUUGUGAAAGAUCUUCUACGGAAAUAUCCUCAAUGGAGUCAUGAUUGUAUUGCUGUCGUUGGGAAUAUCAGCAGCAAAAAUGUGCAAGAGCCCAAGGCAAAGGCAGCUCUUAUAUGGAUGUUGGGGGAGUAUUCUCAGGACAUGAUUGAUGCUCCUUAUAUUUUGGAAAGUCUUAUUGACAAUUGGGAUGAUGAACAUUCUGCAGAGGUUCGCUUACAUCUUCUUACUUCAGUGUUGAAGUGUUUCUUUAAGAGGCCACCUGAGACUCAAAAAGCUUUGGGAGCUGCCUUGGCUGCAGGACUUGCUGAUUCUCACCAGGAUGUUCAUGAUCGAGCCUUACUCUACUAUAGGGUUUUACAAUACAAUGUAUCUGUAGCAGAAUGUUUGGUGAACCCUCCGAAGCAAGCUGUUUCAGUCUUUGCUGAUACUCAGAAUAGUGAAAUCAAAGAUCGCAUAUUUGAUGAAUUCAACAGCCUAUCUGUCAUAUAUCAGAAGCCAUCUUAUAUGUUCACCGAUAAAGAACACCAAGGGCCGUUUGAGUUUUCAGAAGAACUUGGAAGUUUGUCUGUAGGAAUCGAAUCGGCUGAUAAUGUAAGUCCGGCCCAGAGAGUUGAAGCAAGUGACAAUGAUCUACUGCUAAGCACUUCAGAGAAGGAAGAAAGUAGAGGUCCUAGUAGCAAUGGCUCUGCAUACAGUGCUCCUGUAUACGAUGGUUUGACUGCUUCACAGACGCAAUUAGAACCUGCUUUUCAAAACCAAGCUUUACCGGUGUAUUCUCCGCAAGAUGGCUUGGCUAUUGAUGAUCUGCUUGGUUUAGGUCCUCCAGCUGCACCUGCACCCCCUCCUUUGAAGCUUAAUGCAAGAACUGUCUUAGAUCCAAGCACUUUCCAGAGAAAGUGGGGCCAACUUUCAGUAUCUCUGUCACAGGAGUGCUCCAUAAGCCCUCAAGGAACCGAAUUUACGGCAUCUGAGAUUGCUGAAGUUGAUAAUGGAUCUAAACUACAAUUAGAUGUGUAUCUAGAUGAACCAAAGACCCCAUUCAAUGAUGACAUCAAUGGUUUUGAUGUGUUGUCGUUUUGGAGAUCAAAUUGGACAAGGUUUCUAGAUGUGGCUCGAAUGGCUCAUGAUGUCUUAGCUAUUCCAGUUUCAACGGUUGCCUCGAAGUCUUCUUUUAGUGCAGGGGGUCAUGUUAUUGACAAGUAUCUAACUGAGCCUGUUGAUGAUGCAAAUGACAUGGCCGAUGUAGUAAAACAUGUGUUGUUAAUGCCAAAGCCAAACAGUGAAAGGGGGUGUGGACCAAUUGGAACUCCUCAAGCUUCAUCAUGGGCUGGUUCUAAUUUGUGA
Macadamia integrifolia is the source of this 2931-nucleotide messenger RNA. Its product is annotated as beta-adaptin-like protein A. Gene Ontology annotation, molecular function: protein dimerization activity. Gene Ontology annotation, biological process: intracellular protein transport; vesicle-mediated transport. NCBI's taxonomy places the organism in Eukaryota, Viridiplantae, Streptophyta, Magnoliopsida, Proteales, Proteaceae. The record is from RefSeq and is a predicted model, not a curated record. The coding region runs from base 295 to 2931 and encodes 878 amino acids. The transcript is spliced from 14 exons. Gene Ontology annotation, cellular component: membrane coat.